Messenger RNA from Malaya genurostris, 3011 nucleotides. RefSeq lists its product as uncharacterized. The transcript is spliced from 7 exons. Lineage: Eukaryota; Metazoa; Arthropoda; Insecta; Diptera; Culicidae. The record is from RefSeq and is a predicted model, not a curated record. The coding region runs from base 524 to 2659 and encodes 711 amino acids.
CUUGACAGAACGUUGCAAAGUAUAUUCUCUGUGGCCAUUUGCAUUUAAUUUGAAAAGAGUUCUUUACUACUAUACAACGUAUGUAAUGUAAUUAGUGUGGAUUUGCGAGGAGUGUAUAACAUUGAACUGAAGAAAGUUGAACACAAAAAAGAGAAUCAUUCACUUCAAUAGACUGGAUUGUCGCAACUACCGAUUUGGUCUGUGAUUGUGUUUAGAUUGCACGCUACUGUGGAUUUGCUUCGCGCAUUAGAUCACCAAAUAGUUAUGUUUUGUGCAUUUUUCAUCGGUGUACGGACAGCCCCUUUGCCAAAAUUCCUUUUCCUGUUCGCAGAACGGGAAACAGUGAGACGACAGGUCCUCGAUGUUGCGCUCGUGUGUCUUGUUUCGGGAAAUGAAUAUGGCGCCGAAGCGCAAUCUUUUCACUGAUGCCUCGGACAACAGGUUGAGAAUAUUCAGCAGGCUUAGUUACAAACUGCUCUGUUUAAAAUGCACAAAAUUAAAUUUAGUACACCUCUUUAAAUAAAUGAAUAUGUCACAUUCAAUGACAGGAAUGGAUAAUGCAAGUUGUAAAAAUAUGGUUUCAAACUUGCCAUUACUGUUUGCUGGUGGAUAUCCAACUUCGCUGGAAAAAAUUACUGAAAAACAACUGGAAAAAUUCAUCCCGUUCAUGGUGCAAUGUUCUUUGGGAUAUAUUCAAAUUUCAACAUUGGAAGAAUAUAGUGAACCAGAAUGGUGGCCAAGUGAUCUUGAGUUUUUGGUGCCUUUCAAUCGACCGAAGGCAUUUGAGGGGAAUUGGCUUGAAAAAAUGAGAGAAUUGGUAGUCAUUUGCUACUCAUUUCAUAAAUGCGUAUUUUUGUUACGAUUUUGCACGGAUCUGGCAUCUUAUGAGCCGGCAACCUUAAGGUUCAUAAAUAAUUAUAAUUCCACGACCUCUCUUUAUCAACGCCGGACCAACAAACUGCUAGUGACGUUUCGUAACGAAAACAUGCUUUAUGAUCAAGCGCCACAAAUUUCAAGUCGAAAGUGCCUUCUACCGAAGCAGGCCAGUUCACAACUUGAUACACAACCUGAACAAAUGGUAGAGCCUGCCUUUUUUGAUAUAUAUCUGUGUGAUGACUGUGAUGCCGAACUUUAUUCGUAUGACGCAUAUGUGGAACACGAAAAGGUAUGCCCAGUUCCAAAAGCGGCAUUAGGAGAAAGUGACGAUGAUGACGUUAUUUACUGUGGCAGUGAAUUGCUUCCAACUCCUGUGUUACCUGAUGACAUCAAACCCGUUUCCAAGUCACAAAGCAUGACAUCUUUUCUUUUAAACUUCAAUCUAUUAAGUAAAACCAAUUCGAUACCGGUGCGAUCAAUAGGCAAUUGCAGUCGUUUAGUUCACCAUCAAAAUAUCAAUAUGCUGGAUGGAUCUCCGGAAAAACUUCGCCGUCUUCCUCGGCGAACAAGAGGUGUGGUCACAUUAUCUAAAUGUACUUCAAUUCCUUUGUCGUCCCCUUGUGGACAGUUUUUACUGAAGAGUAUUAAAACGGCAAUGUCUGACGAAUAUCGCCGAGAACGCCUAGAACGACUAGAACGGUUCUGUUUUGCACCACCAUUGGUUAAGGAAGGAGCUGUGAUUACAAAUCGACCUAAAUGGAUGAACAGAAAUAGAAUUAAUACAAAUAUUACAGUAUCAUACAAGAAAAAUAUCGACGAGCCAUUGGAUUCGCACAGUUUCAAAUUUCCUCGUCGUCAAUUUUCGGAAUUAUGCAAAAGAAGGAACUUUCUUUUUUAUAAUAAGCUGCUGCUCAAUAAAUGUAAGCCAUGCGCAAUCAAAUUGGAAAGACUGAGUGUUCAAGAGAUUGAAAACCGCUAUAUGGAUAUUAGGCUGAAAAAGCUUAAUUUUGCGAAAACGACUAUAUCGUCCGAAGGUCGAAAACAUGCGGCCAAAGUAAGACACGUAGUUGUAGAUUGUAUAGAUCUCUGCUCAUCAGAAGAUGAAGGGUUAGAGAUGAGAUACAGCCUAAGUGAGGGUUGUUUCAUCUCAGAUGCUGUCACUGCAAAUGAAAUGCAUGUCGAUAACAUUCGCCAGCUAAGUGAAAAUAUUACGUAUCAAAAUAAAAAGAAGAUUGAAGUGGAUUCUAACAUACUGCCUUGUCUCCGAAAUACCACCGAUGUUAAUUUGUUCUUAUCUUUAGAUGCUAGUUCAAGUAUAAAUCAUAGUACACAUUCAUCAUUAACUCCAGCACUGCAUAUUUUCUCUAAUGUUAGGAAGGAUACCUCAAUAGAUACCAGUGCAGUACAGAUGUCAAAUGAUAGAAAUAUUGAAGAAUCUGGAACAACGAAGGAGACGAACUUCGUUUUCCUUUCCAGUGUUGAGAAUCUUACAGAAGUUAAAGAGAUACGAGUCAAUAAUUGGCUUAAUGAUGCAGCAAUUACUACAGAAAAUAAAAUUCAUGACGCACAAUCCCGUUUACUUAUUACUUCAACUACCUCUAUGGUGCCACGAGCACAUAGUCCUUGUCCUUUGGUGGAUUCAUCUACAACGGUCACUGACAACCACGGAAACUUCGACCCAAAAUCAUUACCAUCGCUUGGAAAUUUCACAAAAUCAGCCAGUUCAGUUAACGCGGUCCCGCAAGUGAGGCAUCGAAAAGUUACUACUGUUGACAUUAAAUAAAGUGGAAUUUAUUUCAUCGUUAUUCAUAAAAGUUGGGUUUCAAUUUACUACUAUCAUUGAUUUAGUUGUAGAUAUCAUUUGUAAUGGAGGAUAAGUUAAAAGACUAAUCGUUAUGUUAUUUAGUGCCGGACUAUUCAUGGAAUGAUUAUAAUUUAAAACGGGCCAUUUGUUUUGUACUAGUGUUCAAUAUAUCCUUAUAAGAAAUCAUCAUAUAAGAUCGCAUUGAUUGUAUUAAAUCUAAACAAAUGCCAUGAAGUAAUUAAUUGCUGUAACGGUAAUACAUUUUUUUCUGGAAUAGUGUUUAGCAUUGUGACGAUCUGUUAGUGAAUACAUAUUCGAUUAUGGCUUUGUA